This is a messenger RNA of Umbelopsis ramanniana AG, 3125 nucleotides long. RefSeq lists its product as uncharacterized. Gene Ontology annotation, molecular function: ATP binding; protein serine/threonine kinase activity; tau-protein kinase activity. Gene Ontology annotation, cellular component: cytoplasm. The record is from RefSeq and is a predicted model, not a curated record. NCBI's taxonomy places the organism in Eukaryota, Fungi, Mucoromycota, Umbelopsidomycetes, Umbelopsidales, Umbelopsidaceae. The transcript is spliced from 5 exons. The coding region runs from base 178 to 3096 and encodes 972 amino acids. Gene Ontology annotation, biological process: intracellular signal transduction; microtubule cytoskeleton organization; protein phosphorylation.
AAAAAAACUUCCAUAGAAAAUGGCGGUGGCUUGGACACCUGCUCAAUGGUAAAUUAAAACACCGCUCCCAGCAAUCCCGCCGCGGUCGUUUCCCAGCAGUUUGUGGAGGACCCACUAGCUUCCUUUUUCUUCAUUCCUCUUUCAUUUGCUGUUGUAGCCAAAGUCGACUGUUGCAGAAUGCCUGACGAAGAUUCUGAUUCCAAACCCUCGACAGAUUUCCGUCCGCCAAAGCUCAAUAUCAACUGUGCUCCGAACUACAACUUCGGUGGAGACUCUCCGACCAGCGAUAUACUUCUCCACGCCGUAGCUCCCCGAGAUAUGGACCAUCAACACUCAACAGUUGUACAAACUGAUGAUGGGACGUACAUUUUGUGCGACUCACCGCAGCCUGAAUACUCGCUAGCCGAUAAAGCCAAGCAUGAUUCUUUCGCAAGCGAUAGAUCAUCCGGUUCCAGCCAUACUCUGAACGCAAGUGAUAGAAGAUCAAAUGAAACCGGAGAGCUUCAACCUAUGACAACAAACGAAAGCUCUUCUCCUCAAAGAGAAUCAGCAGAAGCAACAUCAACGUCUCCGAAGGGACCUAAAGGCGCACCACCGCCGUAUGCCGAUCAAGAUCGUAAACGCAAUUCUCACGAUAGACAAGAAGAGACUCCGAGAGUAAAACCUCGGAAAGUCAUUGGCAAUUUUACCUUGACUAAUACCCUUGGCGCUGGUAGCAUGGGUAAAGUCAAGUUGGCUGUACAUAACUUAACCAACGAGAAGUGGGCUGUUAAAAUCAUUCCACGAGCCCAAUAUUCAAUUCAUAAAGGUCAUAUAUCGAACAAAGAUCGCAGCCGUGAGAUACGAACCAUUAGGGAAGCUAGCAUAAUGCUACUUUUGCAUCAUCCUUACAUCGUCAGUCUAAAAGAGAUGAUCGUACUCAAUCCAUAUUACUACAUGUUUAUGGAAUAUGUCAAUGGCGGUCAAUUAUUGGAUUAUAUAAUAUCGCAUGGCAAGCUGAAGGAAAAGCAGGCGAGACGGUUUGCUAGGCAAAUUCUCAGUGCUUUGGAUUAUUGUCAUCGAAAUUCCAUUGUUCACAGAGACUUGAAAAUUGAAAAUAUCCUGAUUUCGCAAUCUGGACACAUCAAAAUUAUCGAUUUUGGACUCUCCAACCUGUUUUCACCACAAUCUCAUUUGUCUACUUUCUGUGGGUCUUUGUAUUUUGCUGCCCCGGAGUUACUGAAUGCUAAGGCUUACACCGGUCCCGAAGUUGAUCUUUGGAGUUUUGGAAUAGUUUUGUACGUUCUUGUUUGUGGAAGAGUUCCAUUUGAUGACCACAGUAUGCCUGCACUGCAUGCUAAAAUCAAGCGUGGUCAAGUUGAAUACCCAAAUUAUUUGUCCGGUGACUGCAAGAAUCUGCUCUCAAGACUGCUCGUGACUGAUCCAGCUCGAAGAGCUACCAUGUCCGAAGUUUUAAUGCACCCUUGGACGAAUAAAGGGCACGAUUUGCCCGUUGAUAACUAUCUUCCUCAUCGACCCCCCCUCACUUUGCCUGUGGACAUGGAAGUGGUUCGAGGCAUGACUGGAUUUGAAUUUGGAAGUGAACAAGAUAUCAAAUCGCAGCUGGAGGAAGUCAUCUACUCGCCUGACUAUCAAAAUGCCGCCAAGAUCAUAUCGAAAAAUUCAAGCGAACAAAUCAAUAGCGGCCUUCAUAGCCGGAAACACCUGCAACAUGGUUCAAAGCGACAAUUUUAUAUGCCUAGCGAUGACCCUCAGUCCAUUCCCGCUGCCUAUCACCCUCUAAUUUCCAUCUAUUACCUUGUCAAAGAACGUAUGGAACGUAAUAGGUUGAUGGAACAGCAAGAUUCAUUGGAAAUGGUCAUUAACAGUGGUGAAAAAGGCAUACGAAGAGCGUCUCGCGAUAUUCUCACAGGAGUUACCAUCCCAACCAUUUCCAAGCCUGAGCGAGCUCAUCCUGCCGAUCAAACAUAUGAACAAAGCGUGCUCAAUACUUACGAAGGGGAUGGCUUGUCUGGAAUAGCGUACGGCAGACGUGGACGAGCCAAUAUCCGUCUAGACCCAGAUGGACAUCUUGUAGAGGUAGAUGGACACACGGUCGGUGACAAGAUUGAAGAAGGAUUUAGCAAGCUAUUUUCCAGACGACACAACGGACACAAGGCAAUUGCUGAGACUUCCGAAAACGAAAGCAGCAAUACUGAAAAUGAGCAUCCUGGUGUAUUCCGUCGCUUGAGUUUGGCGCUUGGUAAAGGUGGAGACUCAUCUACAAGGAGACAUGAACGACACCAUAGUCUAAGCACUAGCAAGCGGCCGGUCGAACCGAUCCCUAUCCCUGGCACAGCGCCUGAUACGACACCCCGUUUGCCAUUUGCUCCAAGAUCAAUACCAGAAGAGUCAUCUUCACGGAGGUCCAUUGAUCAAUUUGGCCAUCCGUUUGGUUCAUUGCUGCAUCGACCAUAUGCUGACAAAGAUUCUGAUCAAGCACAAGGACUUGUUGGUGGUAAAAAGUUGGCUUCAGGCAAAGUCCCGGCCCAAGAACUUCCCGCCGUAGAUCCAAACGCCACCACCUUCGGGGAACCCAUACCCAAAACAUCCAGAUCAACCCACGAGACCAGUUCUCAUCGACAAUCGUCCGAGCGCCGAUCGUCUACCUAUGCUUACGACGGACAAGAUGUCUCUGAGAGUGGAACAGUGGACCAGACUAUUCGGCCAGUAUUCCUCAAAGGACUGUUCUCAGUCACUACCACUUCCACCAAGCAUCCAAGCGUUAUCCGAGCUGAUCUCAUCCAUGUCUUGGAGAGAAUUGGCGUAAAGUGGCGGGAAAGCAAAGGCAGAUUUGAAUGUGUCCAUGUGCCUAGUAUUGAUCUUUACGGACAGCGUCAGCAGGUUUCACCGCCUGAAGCAGCCAAGGGAGAAAAAAGGCAUACCCGAAAAGAGCCAUCGUUUGAUAUUCCUGACCUUGUCGUUCGGUUUGAAAUUUACAUUGUCAAGGUACCGUGGCUCUUGGGCAUGCAUGGACUGCAGUUUCGAAGAGUCGGUGGCGACCCUUGGCAGUACAAAAACAUGUGCUCCAAGAUUUUGAACGAGCUCAAAUUGUAGUAAUAUAUUGUAUAAAAAGAAGAGCAUAC